Pan troglodytes (chimpanzee) is the source of this 541-nucleotide messenger RNA. Its product is annotated as elongation factor 1-alpha 1-like. Gene Ontology annotation, molecular function: GTPase activity; GTP binding. The coding region runs from base 1 to 402 and encodes 133 amino acids. The transcript has a single exon. Lineage: Eukaryota; Metazoa; Chordata; Mammalia; Primates; Hominidae. The record is from RefSeq and is a predicted model, not a curated record.
AUGGGAAAGGAAAAGACUCAUAUCAACAUUGUCGUCAUUGGACACGUAGAUUCAGGCAAGUCCACCAUUACUGGCCAUCUGAUCUAUAAAUGCAGUAGCAUCGACAAAAGAACCAUUGAAAAAUUUGAGAAGGAGGCUGCUGAGAUGGGAAAGGGCUCCUUCAAGUAUGCCUGGGUCUUGGAUAAACGGAAAGCUGAGCGUGAACAUGGUAUCACCAUUGAUAUCUCCUUGUGGAAAUUUGAGACCAGCAAGUACUAUGUGACUAUCAUUGAUGCUCCAGGACACAGAGACUUCAUCAAAAACAUGGUUACAGGGACAUCUCAGGCUGACUGUGCUGUCCUGAUUGUUGCUGCUGGUGUUGGUGAAUUUGAAGCUGGUAUCUCUAAGAAUGGGCAGACCUGAGAGCAUGCCCUUCUGGCUUACACACUGGGUGUGAAACAACUAAUUGUUGGUGUUAACAAAAUGGAUUCCACUGAGCCACCCUACAGCCAGAAGAGAUAUGAGGAAAUUGUUAAGGAAGUCAGCACUUACAUUAAGAAAA